AUCAGCGGUGCAAAAAUGGUGAAAGUGCGCCCCCAUGGCCGCCGCUGCUCCGCCUCAAACCGGAGCCGGAUGUGAGGUUUGAAAUACAACAGCUCCCGGACCGCGUUGGAUGCCUGGUUGAUACAGAGAUGAGUGGUGACAACGUUAAGUUGUUUGUGGGGAACCUUCCUUUGGAUGCAACUCACGACGAGCUGAACAAGUUGUUUGCUCCGUAUGGAGAGAUCAACACCUGCUCCUUGCUCAGACAGUAUGCCUUUGUUACCCUGAAGGGAGAAGGGGCAGCAGACAGGGCCAUUCGGCAUCUCGAUGGCAAAGAGUACAGAGGCAGGCCCCUGGUGGUUGAGGAAUCCCGUGCACGCCCACCCAACUCCACCAAAGUAUUUGUGGGGAACCUCAGUGCAACAUGUUCAGCAGAUGACCUGCAUGGACUGUUCUCAACCUUUGGAAGAGUUUUAGACUGUGACAAAGUCAAAGCCAGAUUAUGCUCAAAUGUUGGCUAUGCCUUUGUACAUAUGGAGAGGAAGGAGGAUGCCAUGGCAGCUAUUGAUGCACUCAAUGGGACCAUGUUCAAGGGCCGUCAGUUGGCUGUAGAGCUGUCCAAAGCCCAACCUUUGAUCAACCAGAUUGUAACUCCUGGAAAUUCAACUAACGCAGCCGGUGGCAGAGAGGGUCUUCUUCCCCGACCACCUCCAUCACUAGAGCAUCACCAAAGUCAAGCAGCUGUGCUCGCAGCAGCUGCUGCAGCUGCUGCAGGACUACCCAUACAAGUUCAACAAAGUGUCCAUAACUCAUUCUACAAUACCACAUCCUUUGACCCCACCUAUGCUGCUCUGAAGGGCAUUACAAGUGCUAAAGGUGCAGAUGGGGUGAUAUACGGUGCUCUUGCGAGCCAGGUGUAUGGAUCUGUUGCUGACCAGGUGUACCAGGAUAUGGCCAAUCACAACCCUGGACCCAGCGCCGCCGAAGAGGAAGUGGAGCCACCAGGCGGACCAGAUCCAACAACGCUUUUCGAGGCUGCAAGAGCCAAGUUCUUUCAGGAGGGACAAAAGGUUCUGGCAGAGCAGCAGGCAGGAAGAAAGACAGCGUCUUCAGAUAAUGAGCGGGACCGCAGCCCAAUCAGAGGGAAUCGAGCUCCACUCCUCCCCGAUCCUGUUCCAGGUUCCUUCGCUCAGAUACGACCCAAACGACGCGCCCUGCUGCCAACACCACCUGGAGGACCUGAGGACCCCGCAGCUGCCACCGCUACUCCUGAAGGGUCUUACACAGAGUACUACCAGCAAAUGCAUCAAUACCAACAGUAUCAACAGUACCAACAACAAUACCAGUACCUCCAGUAUGCCUACACCAAUCCUCCUCCACCACCUCCUCCACCUCCACCGGCCACCACACAGGCACAGACCUCCACCACAACCCCUGCACCCCCAGGGACAUACUCAGCACCCCCAACAUAUGCCGCAUCAGGAGCCUACGGAGCCCCAGGAACUUACGGCGCCUCAGGGAGUUACGACGCCUCAUCGGGGAGUUACGACACCUCAUCUGGAAGCUACGACGCCUUGGCAGGCUAUGACGCAUCUGCAGGCUACGGAGCAUAUGAUUCAUCAGGAGCUUACGCAGCAGCGGGAAGCUACUCCGCAUCCACACCGUAUGAGCAGACACCCGCACACGGGCAACCCAUGCCCCAGCGCCAUGAUUACCCUUACCACACGCCAGAACCCCCUUAUCGAUAGACCCAUCCCCCACACACUCCUUCCACACUGCAGAUUUGUGUGUGUGUUUGUGUGUGUGCAUGUGUGUUUACAUAAGGGACCGUUUAAAGAGGAAUAUCAGAGAGGGAGCAAGGUUGUAAUUUGAAUGUGCUUUAAUUCUAAAACAUCCUCCCCUUUUGUACAUUUGAACCUAGUCUGUAACUAGCAGUUGGUGGCUUUGAAGUGGGUGAUUAUACGAGUUAACAAGUGGACACAGGUGGAAAUUAGUGGGACAGAUAAUACUGGAAUAUUGUCAAGUAUUCAGUUUCCUGUUAGAGGUUAUAGAGGUACAGCUGGUUCCUUGUUGAAUGUUAAUGAAGCUUAAAUCUUUCUUUGGACUUAAGUUUGACUCAGUGGCCAGGGUUAGAUUUCAUAGAAUCUCUCUGUUUGGUGGUGGAUCAAGGCCUCUUAUGUACUCUACAGAAGAAAUCUGCAGGAAAAAUGGAGGUUCCGUUACAAUGUUGUUUAAUGUGCAGUCCAGAGUUUAUGACACUAAAUUUUUAACUGCAUCAUCACACAGUGGGCACAAAACUAAAAAUACUUCUCAGUAUCUAAAUAACAAAUACUUAAGUUAUAUCUGUUUGAAUAGAAGAACUGAUAUCAUGGCAACAUGACAAAAUUAUCCAUCUUGCAUUCUUGACCUGUUAGCAGGAUAUGAAAAACUUGUCUUCCUCCUGUCAAAACUUAGUAGUUUAGUAGUAGUUGGAGAUUCAGGUCUGUACAGGCACAUGUUCCUUUAUGGCGACCAAGUCAAACCUACAUUUUCAAGGCCACAAAUAUGUGUUGGUGUAGGAGACCUCUGUGUGGAGUAUGUAACAGGCCUUCAUUUGAACUUUGUCACGUUGACUCUUUUGCGUUGAGCCAGGCUGUUCAUCCAGACAUUUAACUGCAGACAUUUUCGUGCAGCAUCAGACAGAUUUUGUUGCCUUUUCUAUACUGAAGAACCCCCACCUGGUAAAGAUUGAGAAUGUGUGUUAAUUGACCAGAUUGUCUUAUUAUAUGUUUCAGGCGGGUUUCUCAGAGCUGACAGGUUUUAAAGCUCAUGAAGCAGUUCACACUCACAGCAGGGGUGUAUCAUUUUUUGACCGUCUCAACUUUUGGGCCAUUGAAAUCUUGGAUGUGGCAAAAAUCACAGUAACAGUAUAGACUAGUUGGAAUUGUAGGUCGAUCAGAUUAAAUUGCAGACCAGUUAACUCUGUAUCAUUGAGUGAUUUUGUGGUUGCCUGCUGGCAUGAAAGGUUUUCUUGUUGUUUUGAGGGUGUGAAGAGUGGCUCGAACGCAAAUUUCUAGUCCUCACAGGUCAUCCUGAUUAAUUGGAAGGGUUUAAGUUAGACAGAUAUUACCAGUUUGUGACUGUGGAUGCCAUAAGUUUCAUAGUUCAUUGGAGGAAUAGCCAAGAAUUUUUGAAAUGACAUUGAUAGCAACAGGGAAAAAUACUGAGUGGAUGUUUUCAGCAGUUAAAUUGAAGUAUGUGAUUUGAAUGCUCUCUCGGAGCUGUUUGCCAUAAUUUACCUUCCUUAUUUGUUCUUGUUAAGCCCAGGCUCAGUGUUCAUCUCGAAGUGAAACACAAGUACCAAUCUGAGAAGUUAAAUAUAUCCUGUCAGAGUUUAGUCAAAGGUCAGUGUUUGCUUCUAAAACGAAAGAAACCUUUAAGUAAUUUUGCAAUCAUUUGCAUCUUUUGUUGUAUUUCAGUUUUGUUUUGAGUUGUUGUCAGAGCAUCCUGUGCGAAAAGCAAUGUGAACACAUCCUCAUCUUUCUCUAACUUAAAUACUCAGUUGUACCUAAGACCCCAGCCUGAAGAAGAGCAGCUGUGUUUUUGUUGGUUUUGUAUGUACAUAUUUGAAUUUAUAAAAGCAGCAAAUAUUGUUUGGCCAAUGAUGUUCAAAGAAUCUGAGCUUUAUAGAUACUUAAAUUUCCAAUUGGUUUUUGACAUUUUUGUAUCAUUAAGUUUUGCUCCAGUCUUACCAGCUGCUGUGGUGCUUCAGCUUACAUUGGAAACCACUGGUGAUUUAGAGUGAAAGUUGAGCUAGUUUUCAUACCAGAAAAAUGUACAAUUUGGUACUUGUGUAAAUACUUGACACCUUAUUUUAAACUGAAAAAGUAAUGUCAACCAACAUUUGGUAAGAAUAUUGACUGUUAAUAUUAAGAUGAAGUGAUUGUGUUUCUUCCCGAACAGUUGACAGAUAGUGAGUGGAUGAGAUGAAGUAGGACUGUUGUGUUGUGGUGCCAGUCUGUUAAAAAUGGCAACCCUUUUGUGUGGCUGAAAAAAGGAUUACCGUCAUGCUUGUAGCAUGUAGUGAGUGGAUUUGAGCCGCUGUGGCAUAGGAGUGUAUAAACUAAAAGGCACUGUAAAAUCAGAUAUUGCGUACGAGUUGAGGUGCAGAUUCUAGAAAUUAUAGGGGUAAAAAGUGAGAAACUAUUUGAGCUGAGAGCGGGUACAAGUGUUAUCUUUUCGAAAUGCAGUGCAGUAGCGUGUCGCUGAUGUGCAUAUAGCAUAAGGUUAUUCGCUGAGUGGAUAUGAGGUGACAGUUUUGGUGCUGCAGGUGAACAUGAAGGUUGUUUUGGAUUUAGUAGAAGGCCGCUGAUUUUUUUUUUCUUUUUUCUUCUUUUUCUUUUUUUCCCCGAGCAGCAGUGAAAAGGGCCGGUGACCUUUUCCCUUUUCCCUCUUCUGAUCUCAACAGAGACACAGUUAAUUUUGACAAGUGGCUAGGAUCACUGGCUUUCUCUGCAUUCAUAUCACAACUAGACAGCUCUUCGACUCCACACUUAUAUCUAGAUGUAUUUUAACUUGGGUUCAUUGCAUUUUACUCAUGUAAAGCAGACCACACGUGCAAAUGAUACUAAUGCACACCUGAUUCCAACUGAAUUUUAUGACUUUCAGUAGUUGUUCCGUUCGUGAUUGUACCACACACCAGUUACUCAUCCUAUUUCUUAUUCUCCGCCUGAAUUGGUGGUGCUGUGUUAGGUUUAAGUGACACAUAGCCUCUUCUACAUUUUCACAUUAUUCCACCUUCUCCAUGUGAACUGUUAGUUGCAUGCCUUGUUGUUGCUGCUGCUCCAGCCACCUUCUUCCUCUUGCUGAUUAUUGCAGCUAGAGUGGGAGGGAGCCAAACUGAGCCCUUGCCCUGGACGUACGCCACACGCAGCUGUAGCGUGGGAUGGGGAAAACAGCAGCGUUAGGCCUGAAACUGCUAUGGACGAUGGGGUGUCCCCCCGCUAAGGUAAACACUCAGACCACACACUCCUGCCCCUCCCCGAAACACGCGUAUACACUCACAAACACACUCACACGCACAUACAGGUACACCUUUGGCCAUACUUCCUAUUCCUCACCUGUCUUAGGGAUUUUUGGAAAUGGAUCUCCCAUCCUUUUUUGAUGGGAGGUAACUUUUUUCCCUGCUUUUGAUUUUCUUGAUCAUAUCCCUACAUUUCCCCCCCUCCCAAGCAUACUCUGCUCAUACAUUCCAGCUCCCAACAUACCAACUGCUCACACACACUAUCUUUUAAGGACACAUACACCACCUUUUUGUCUAAAUCUGAACCCUUUCUGAAGCAGGCGCGUUGUUCUUAGUACAUCCUGCAUCUAACAGCCUGUUGCUCAAGAGUAACAGGCGAUCGCAGCCAGAGCUGGACGUGGGACAUUUAGGUAGGACGCGUUGUUUUAGUUUUUGUAAAUGUGCCCCUGGGGCCACUUUGGGGUUAAGUGCCUUGCUUAAGAGCACAUCUGUAGGCCCUCCAUUUCAGAGUUGAAUAACCUGGCUCAGGAUCGGUUGCUGGUUCAACGCUCGUCUCCCCCUCUCCCCCAAAAACAGCGAUUUUUGAUGCCACAUUCAACUUGUAUGAAUGACAAUGAACACAAAUACUAUCAUUUUGUUUUAAAUUACAUUUUUGUCUAUGUUCUUUGAAAUGUUUAAUUAUCAAUAAAUGAAUUUCAACUGAA
Lates calcarifer (barramundi perch) is the source of this 5685-nucleotide messenger RNA. Its product is annotated as RNA-binding protein 4. The coding region runs from base 129 to 1727 and encodes 532 amino acids. Gene Ontology annotation, cellular component: cytosol. Lineage: Eukaryota; Metazoa; Chordata; Actinopteri; Centropomidae. The transcript has 8 exons. Gene Ontology annotation, molecular function: mRNA binding. The record is from RefSeq and is a predicted model, not a curated record.